CAAAUCAUAAAGCGCCACGUCUCCAAUUUGGCGGAUAAACAUAUUCCUCUUCUCUCUUUAUCCCUUCCAUUUUUUCUUGACUUCCCUCUAAUUUUCUGGAAAAACCUCUCAAAUUCAAUUUAAGGCCAUUCUUUUUUUCAAAUGUUGUGCUUCUGCAACAAAAACUUCAUCAUCUAAAUUUUCACACAACCAUGGAUAAACUUUCUCUCUCCUCUCCGCCAUCUCCAGUAGUUUCUCGUCCCUUUCUCUCUCCUCUUCUCCCCUUCACUAAUUCUAGAAGAAGGGUCUCUUUUACUCUCACUAAACCCAAGAAAUUCGCAGUUUUUGCAUCAAAAAAUGACCCAAAUGAUAACAAUAACCUCAAUCAAUGGGACCUUAUGGAGCUUAAAUUUGGGCAAAUGUUAGGAGAAGAUCCUAAACUUACCUUAGCUAAGAUAAAGGGAAGGAAAGUGAACCCGGAUGCUUCUUACAUGGACAUUGAGAAGAGUUUUUAUAAAAACAAGGGGAAAAUAGUGGAGGUGAAGGAGGUUCCAUUUGAUGUGCUUGAGAAGCCGGGGUCGACAAAAAUGGCGAAUGGGUUGAAUUUGGUGAAACCGGUUCCGAAGAAAGGGAUCAAAGUAGGGGGUGGUGAGGAUUUUGGGAGAUUGCCUGACUUAAAGAGGCCAAGUGAAUCAGUUAGGAAUAAGAUGAGUGGUGUUACUAAGUCUAAUGUUCCGAAUGUUAUUUUACGAAAACCGAGUGUGUUUAAUGAGAAAGAUGAUGAAAUGUAUAAUUCCUCGAGGUUGAAGAUAAGGCCGAAUUUGUCAUUGUCGAUGAGGACUGACUCAGUGAAGGAGAAGUUUAGUGGGAUGACGUUGUUGAAGAAACCUAGCGCGAGUGAGGCAAAAGAGAGUGGUGGUACAAAUGAAGAUAAUGUGAUGGAUGGAUCAAUGUAUAGUGGACUGGUGAACAAACCAGAAAGCAGUUUUGAGUCUGACAUUGCUGAUGAAGGACAAAACCCAACGACUUCUGGUGAAUAUACGCUGUUGGAGAAACCCCAAGCCACGGUGCCUCAAAAUACUGAGGAGAUUGGAAGCACUGCUAUUGCUAAUGUGAUGGAUAACAUGCUGGAGAAUUUUAUUGAUGGAAUUCCAGAAUCAGAAGGCAGUUUGAUUUCAAAGCAAGAUGGGCUGGGGGUAAUCUCCCCAACAGGAAUGGAGCACCUUGAGCAGACUGAUGCCGGGUAUUCAGGGAAUGGAAAUGGUAUGAGUACCUCAAGUGUAGGAUCAACUGUUUCUCAGCUCUCUGUUGAGUCUGUUCUCCAGGGAAAACCAAAAAGGGUUUUAUAUAAUAGAUUAGACCAAUCUGUGAGAGAAAUGUCAUCGUACCCAAUUCAAGAGGUGAUGGUUUCUGCAUAUCCUGAAAGCUUUGAUGGUGAAGGCGUGCAAGAGAAACUGCCUCAGUCACAUCCUCUGGAGGAAACAGAAGGGACUGCUUGGACACAAGUGGAGCAACUUUUUGAUCUUGGAGAUAGGGUGGAAGUAGAAUUGAUUAGUUGUAGCCCAAGAGGAUUUGUGGUAUCUUUUGGGUCAUUGAUAGGAUUUUUGCCAUACCGUAACUUGGCAGCAAAGUGGAAGUUCUUAGCUUUUGAGUCAUGGCUGAGAAGGAAUGGUUUAGAUCCUUCCAAGUACAGGCAGCAUUUAGGCAUUGUCGGGAAUGAUGAGGUUCUUAACAAAAGCACUUAUUUUGAGUCAUCCUCUGUUCCAGAAAAUGGUCAGAAGAAAAAAUUUGAAGUUUCACCUGAUAUGGAACUGGAAGAUCUCUUGAAAAUAUAUGACCAAGAGAAGAUCCAAUAUUUAUCAUCAUAUAUUGGUCAGCAUAUCAGAGUGAACAUUUUGUUGGCUGAUAGGAAGUCCAGAAAGCUUAUAUUUUCUAUGAGGCCGAAGGAAAAGGAAGAAACAGUCGAGAAGAAAAGAAGCCUCAUGGCAAAGCUUAGCGUUGGAGAUGUUGUGAAAUGCUGCAUAAAGAAAAUAACUUAUUUUGGUAUCUUUGUUGAGGUUGAGGGAGUACCUGCUCUAAUACACCAGACAGAAGUGUCAUGGGACGGCACACUAGACACUACAUCUUACCUCAAAAUUGGUCAGAUUGUGGAGGCUAAAGUUCAUCAGUUAGAUUUCGCCCUUGAGCGCAUCUUCUUAUCUCUAAAGGAGAUAACUCCAGAUCCAUUAAAUGAGGCAUUAGAAUGCAUUGUUGGGGGUAAUGGCUGCAUUGGGGGAUCAAAUUUUUCAGAGGCAGACACAGAGUGGGCUGAGGUGGAUACGCUUUUUAAAGAAUUGCAAGCGAUUGAGGGAGUUGAGAGUGUUACUAAUGGCCGUUUUUUCUUGAGCCCUGGUUUGGCGCCCACAUUUCAGGUUUACAUGGCAUCUAUGUUUGAUAAUCAGUACAAGCUAUUGGCUAGAUCCGGAAACAAAGUACAAGAGUUGAUGGUUCAAGCAUCAUUGGAUAAAGAAGAGAUGAAAUCUGCAAUUCUCAAAUGCACAAACAGAGUUGAGCUAUAAUAUUGACCAUCCUUUUUAAGUCUUUAACCCCCACAAUUUGUAUAUCCUCUCCCCUGCUUCUAUAGGUCAUGCUUUCACCUUUUCACCCCUUCUCCUGUUCUUUUAGGGCUUUUUUUUGUUAUAAUUAGGAAUCGUUUUUUUGAGGAUUAUCCUACAGUUUGUUUAUAAGAAUUUGUAUUAAUGUGCAGUUUCAUCUGUACAGAAUACCCAGGUUAAAGGAUUAUUACUACAGAAAUUAUCCUCAGUCAAUUUUUUUACAGGAUUUAUAGUUCA
Molecule: messenger RNA, 2810 nt
Organism: Beta vulgaris subsp. vulgaris (sugar beet)
Lineage: Eukaryota; Viridiplantae; Streptophyta; Magnoliopsida; Caryophyllales; Amaranthaceae
Exons: 14
Coding region: 192-2537 (781 amino acids)
Molecular function (GO): nucleic acid binding
Source: RefSeq, a predicted model, not a curated record